Molecule: messenger RNA, 1161 nt
Organism: Fonsecaea erecta
Lineage: Eukaryota; Fungi; Ascomycota; Eurotiomycetes; Chaetothyriales; Herpotrichiellaceae
Exons: 2
Coding region: 1-1161 (386 amino acids)
Source: RefSeq, a predicted model, not a curated record
AUGACGUCCCGUAUGGCAACAAGCCGCGGCGCCCUCAAACCCUAUGCACGGCCGGUCAACCGUUGCGGACGUUCCAUGACCACCCGCGGAGCGUCCAAUCGAAGCGUCAUCCGCGAGCUCAAGGACCUCAAUAAACAGCUCGUGAGCCUCGUGGGUCUCGUGGGCGCCGCCGUCGAUGCGGUCGAUCAGAUUCGUACCGUGAACGGACAGCGUGAGGACAUGCGUUGUGCGGUGGCAACGGCAAUGCCAGCCCGCCCGGCGUGCCAAACACGCCCCCCUGAAGAUCCGGAAGAAAAUGACCUCCCCGUUGACGAGAAGGUCCGUUGGCUGCCCCCCGGGAACACGCCGUCGCUCAUCUACCUGGGUCGGGCUCUUGACCAGAACGACUUGACCGUCGUGCACUCGUGGUACCGGCGCCUCGAGAGCCGCGUCCGGAACCAUGCCCGCUACAGUAUUGUGGAAUACCACCGCCUGCUGGGCAACCGCAAUCGCGUCGAGAUCCGUGAGUCUCUGCCGCACGGCUUCCUCGACGGCUGGGUGCGAACCCACUGGGAUGACGCAUUCUCGUACUAUGCCCCGGCGGUGCCGGCCGCAGCGUGGCCCGUGCAACUCAAACUGCACAUCAAUCCGAGCCAAUAUAUCUUCAUCGUCGCUAUCGUGUUCGAUGACAACGUCGGCCCUCGUCCAUGUCAAGACCCCAAUAUCUUGCAGGCCUUCUAUCCGGCCAACGUCACCACCAUGCUUGAUUUGUCGUCCCUCUUCUGGGAAAAAGCUCAACUGCUUUCCCAGACUCGCGACCUGGACAAGUAUGCUGGCGCCAUUCUCGAAAUCAGCACCGAGUUCCGCACGCAAUGGGACGAGGCCAGCAGCGACCUCUCCGACCGCAUCUACGAUGCCCCCCGUCAGAAGGCGCUGAUGGACAUGGUUGAACGCGAGAAGAGAGUGAGCAGAGCUGUAGUGGCCGUCGUCGAAAAUCCGGCCAAGGCGGACCAGUUGUGGGAAAAGCUGGCGACCGUGGUGGACCAAGGCCGCGAGGAGUGGGCGGUGGCUUCGUACGUGCUGCGCGGAGCCAUCUGCCACCAGUUGUCGAGCGCCGAAUCCAUCAACACCGACCCGGUGAAGAUGUUUGAAGACCCAUUCACCGGGGCGCUGUUGGCAUAG